UUUGUUGUUGCUAUGGACAGUGAAUGAAUAUCACAGUGGGAUUUGCCAUGCUGAUCCGGGCUACAGCUUUGAGGCUCAGGUACCUGGCCAUGAAUCCUGAAUACGACUACCUGUUCAAGCUGCUUCUUAUAGGAGACUCCGGUGUUGGCAAAUCUUGUCUGCUCUUGCGGUUUGCGGAUGACACAUACACAGAGAGUUACAUCAGCACCAUCGGAGUUGACUUUAAGAUCCGAACAAUUGAAAUGGAAGGAAAGACUGUCAAACUUCAAAUUUGGGACACAGCUGGACAAGAGAGGUUCCGGACGAUCACCUCCAGUUAUUACAGAGGAGCGCAUGGGAUAAUUAUUGUGUAUGAUGUCACUGAUCAGGAGUCUUUUAACAACGUUAAGCAGUGGUUGGAAGAGAUUGACCACUAUGCAUGUGAAAAUGUCUCCAAGUUACUUGUGGGCAACAAAUGUGACUUGGUCUCAAAAAAGGUUGUGGACUCCGCCACUGGUCUGGAACUGGCUUCGUCCCUAAAGAUGCCAUUUUUAGAAACCAGUGCCAAGAAUGCUGAUAAUGUUGAGAAAUCAUUUUUAACCAUGGCCUCUGAAAUCCAGAAGCGUGUUGGAAAUGACACUGUUCAGACUGAGGCUGCUAAAGUUGGCAAAAAGAUCAACAGUGCCCCCCUUUGGCCUGGGGCAAAAGACAAAGCUGCCGCAGAGGAGGCAAAUUCUUGUUGCUAGCAUCAUACCCAGAUUACAGCAUGAGCAUCGGUUAAUUUUGAAAAAAAUAAGGGCAUUUCCUUAAGGGGUUUUUUCUCUUUUUUUUUUCAAGAGUUGGGGAUUGCUCCCUGAGGUAUUCAAUUGUGUAUGGAGUUCCCUUUUCAAGCAAUGCAGCUACUGAAUUACCUUUCUGUAUAAGAAACAUAAAUGGACAAUAGAACAAUUUAAAUGACACAUGUGGACAUACAAAAUUGGUGGAUGUUUACUUUAGGCUUUACACAAAUUUGUUGACUUUAGGGUGGCUACAUGUGUAUUUUAUGUGUUACAUUGUGGAGAAGUUAUCGUGUUAGUAAUUGUGUUAACGCACUUUAAAGGGGAAGUCUCAAAUUUGGUCCCACCUUGUGGACAUUAGCUGAAUGACAGCAACAUUGCAUGUAUUCAAACAAACUCUUCACUCACUUCACCUUUUCGUUUAGUUAACCAUGACACAAACUGUAACAUUUAUAAAUUUCGCUUGCCUUUGUCUGCCAUUGCUUGUUUGAGGAGAGACAAUACUGUCUUAGUGAGGCUCAUGGACGAUGGCGCUGCUUUUACAUUUGACAACAGAAACUGGUGCGCCUUCUGUUGGCCAAUGGGAAUUCGGCAUUUAGGAUGCCUCUGGUACACUUCUGGUGAAUCGAUGUUUUGAAACACUAUCAUUACGCUAUUAUAUUGUAACGUCUGGCAGGGCAGUGUCUCGAACCCGCGACCUUCGGCUCCCCAGGCGGGCACACUACCCACUCCAAAUAGAGAUAUCCCUAUAUUAUAAAAUUAUACCAAUUCCCCUUUAACGUUUGUUGUUUAAUUAUGAUAAUACAUUAUAUAUUUGUGGCGUACAUUGUUUUCUUGGUUGGUUUUUGUAUAUUUCGUGAGCUUUCUUUUGUUGACAUUUUUGUUAAAAUUGAGUUAUUUACAUAUACUGGAUUAUUGGAUGUUUAUUAACCUCUGUGUGGUGUUAUUUUUUUGAAAACGAAUUUUUUGUGUCCAUAAUUCACAAAAUAAAAAAGUUCCAUCUC
Messenger RNA from Esox lucius (northern pike), 1759 nucleotides. RefSeq lists its product as uncharacterized. The transcript has 7 exons. The record is from RefSeq and is a predicted model, not a curated record. Gene Ontology annotation, biological process: protein secretion; regulation of exocytosis. Gene Ontology annotation, molecular function: GTP binding; GTPase activity. Bases 24 to 725 code for a protein of 233 amino acids. Lineage: Eukaryota; Metazoa; Chordata; Actinopteri; Esociformes; Esocidae.